Molecule: messenger RNA, 2379 nt
Organism: Ochlerotatus camptorhynchus
Lineage: Eukaryota; Metazoa; Arthropoda; Insecta; Diptera; Culicidae
Product: delta(9)-fatty-acid desaturase fat-7-like
Exons: 7
Coding region: 420-2027 (535 amino acids)
Biological process (GO): unsaturated fatty acid biosynthetic process
Cellular component (GO): endoplasmic reticulum membrane
Molecular function (GO): iron ion binding; stearoyl-CoA 9-desaturase activity
Source: RefSeq, a predicted model, not a curated record
AGUGUUUUGGUGAGUCGACUUCGGUCCAGCAGUUAAUUUGGAUCCUUCAGUAGCAGUUGAGCUGUGCAGUGGCGCGGAAGCAUUUCCAGUCGAUUUCAAUCAAGUGGCAGAUUCGGGAAAGGUUUCCUGGGAACCGUGUGGGAAAUUUUGAAAGUGAAAAUUGUGGAAAAUUGUUGUUCUUUUGGAAAAUUUGCGUGCUGAUUUUAUUGCUAACGAAAUUGUGAAAGUGUUUUUUUGCGGAUUAUUCUGAACCGCAAUUGAAAGCUGUCAGUGGGAAAACAAAUAUUCAAAUAAUUGUGAGUUUACUGUGAAGAUGCCAUUCAGUGUGAAUUGAGUGGAAAACAACAAAUCGAGACAGCAACAAAAUCUGAUUUGAAGGGAGUUCAACCAGUUCAAACUACGAAAUAUUGAUAGCAACCAUGGGAGCCGACUCCCAAACAAAGCCGAUGCUCUGUGCCAAAACGGCCGAACUGAUCGAUACCUCCAUCUCCAACACCAAGCAAACCAUGCAGACCUCCACGUGUAGCCAGCUUCCCAGCCUGACAGAACUUCGCGAUGAACUUACCGCACAGGAUUCCACCCUGGAUCCAACUCAGUUCCAAAAAGCCCUCACCAGCUGUAGCAGUCUGGCCCACGAGCAAGAAGUGGACAAAAAGCUGAAAGACAUCGGUUCACACACGCCAAUCCUGCCGUCGGAGAUCGGGACGGAUUUCAACUUCAAACGAGAAAUCGUCUGGAAAAAUGUGAUAGGUUUCGCGGCGUUGCACAUCUGCGGCUGGAUCGGGUUACAUCUGUCGUUCUGGCUGUAUUGUGACUGGCGGACGACGCUCUACUCCUUCUGGUUGAUGUACAUGUCCGGUCAGGGAGUCACGAUGGGUGCCCAUCGGUUAUGGGCCCACCGGGCGUUCAAGGCUUCACCGUGGCUGAGAGUGCUGCUGCUUUGGUUACACACGCUAGCCGGUCAGAACUGCCUGUACGUGUGGGUUCGGGAUCACCGACAACAUCACAAGUUUUCGGAUACUGACGCGGACCCGCACAACGCCAACCGUGGGUUCUUCUUCUCCCACGUCGGUUGGCUGCUGUCCCGCAAACAUCCCAAGGUCGUCGAAUACGGCAAGAAGAUCGACAUGUCCGAUCUGGAAGCUGACCCGCUGAUCAUGUUCCAAAAAAACAACUACAAACUACUCUACACCAUCUUUGCCUUGUUCGCUCCUACGUCCAUCCCGAUCAUCUUCUGGGGCGAAGAUCCCUGGUAUGCUCUGUUCGUUGCCUUCUUCUUCCGUACCGUGAUUAGCUUGAAUGGUACCUGGUCCGUCAACAGCGCCGCUCACAUGUUCGGAACCCGUCCCUACGACAAGACCAUCUGGCCCGUGGAGAACAUGUUCGUAUCCUUUGUGGCUAUGGGCGAAGGUUGGCACAACUACCAUCAUGCCUUCCCGUGGGACUACCGCGCCUCCGAGUACGGAACCCCGCUGAAUCUGACCGGAACGCUGAUCGAUUUGCUUGCCAAGUACGGUCACAUCUGGGAUCGGAAAACAGCCACCAACAACAUGGUAAAAAAUCGUGUCCUUCGCACCGGUGACAAAUCCCACCACACCUACGGAACGGAAGAUGGCCGCAAUGCUUUCACCACGCUGUUUGGCAUCUGGCGCCAUCCAACGAACCCGACAUUCAACUCGAUCUACACGCCGAAGCCGAAGAUCAUCCAGAGCGAUGGCUAUGCUCUGAUCGAGGACGAGCUGAAGAAGUCGGAAAUGGAUGACGAUGUUCUACAGCGCGAGGCCGAGGAACUACUUCGUUGCCAGCGGGAAGAGGAAACCCAGAAGACUGAAGCGAACAAAAUCUACAACAGGCUGUCCCAGUAUAUCAAGGAUCAGCAGCGCCAGCAGGAGCCAUCCAUCCUGAAGGAGGACGAGGAACUGCUGAUGAUGCAGAGCAAUAACAACGUUGACAUGGCUGGCAAGAGCAAGCUUAACGUGAACGGAAUUGAGAAUGUGAUAAAGCGAAAAACCGCUGCAACGCACUAGGGUAGAAAAAUGUGUGAGGGACCUAAGUAGUAGCUUGUAUAGAUUGUGGGAUUUGGGGCCUUUGAAACCAGUAAUAGUACCAUCACCUUAGGAAGAUCAUUUCAGUCCAAACACUAACAGAACUACAUUAGACUCUAAUGUCAUUUCUAGUAAGUUGAAUUCCGAGUACUAACCAUUUAACUAUCGGGACGAGUAACGCACCUGGUACUCCUGUUGUCUCCCAGACUAGCCGACCUGUUUUUAGUUCUACGCAUUCACAGAGACAACGACCGUACGAGAAUGGUACGAGUACGUCUAACUCAACUUAGUAGUUGCUUAAUUCAAUCAUUUCAACAACGAUGUGAUUUCUUUU